Thunnus maccoyii (southern bluefin tuna) is the source of this 1444-nucleotide messenger RNA. RefSeq names its product probable bifunctional methylenetetrahydrofolate dehydrogenase/cyclohydrolase 2. Gene Ontology annotation, biological process: tetrahydrofolate interconversion. Gene Ontology annotation, cellular component: mitochondrion. The record is from RefSeq and is a predicted model, not a curated record. Lineage: Eukaryota; Metazoa; Chordata; Actinopteri; Scombriformes; Scombridae. Bases 40 to 1086 code for a protein of 348 amino acids. The transcript has 8 exons. Gene Ontology annotation, molecular function: methenyltetrahydrofolate cyclohydrolase activity; methylenetetrahydrofolate dehydrogenase (NADP+) activity; methylenetetrahydrofolate dehydrogenase (NAD+) activity.
CACACACACACACACACACAUACACAUACACACACAAACAUGGCUGCCUCUGUUUCACCGCUACGCUCCUCCUUCAGGAUUUGUAGCCCGCUAGCGCUUCACCAUCACUGCUGCCGGGCCAAACUGCGGAUGCACAGAAAAUGCGAAAGUCAAAGGAGAUAUCUGCACCAGUCGGCGACCAGGCAUGCCGCUGUGGUGAUUUCGGGGACAGUGAUGGCUCGUCAGCUCCACAGAGAAAUCCAACGUGAUGUGGAAGAGCUGGUAGCUCAGGGUAACAUGAGACCCCACCUAGGAGUGGUCUUAGUGGGAGAUGACCCAGCCAGUCGUACCUACGUUAGGAACAAGACCCGGGCUGCCAGUAUACUGGGUAUUUCCAGUGACACUGUGGUGCGGCCUAGCUCGGUCUCCCAGGAGGAGUUGUUGGAUCUGAUUGACAAGAUGAACCGUGAUUGGAGGGUCAGUGGACUGUUGGUGCAGCUGCCACUUCCUGACCACAUAAAUGAAAGAGCAGUGUGUAACGCCAUCGCUCCAGAGAAGGAUGUGGAUGGCUUCCAUAUUGUGAAUAUUGGUAAGCUGUGUUUGGACCAGAGAUCCAUGGUGCCUGCCACACCUGCAGCUGUCUGGGAGAUCAUCAAAAGAGCAGGUAUUGAGACUGUGGGAAAGAAUGUGCUGGUUGCUGGUCGCUCCAAAAAUGUUGGAAUGCCCAUUGCGAUGCUGCUGCACACUGAUCGCAACCAUGAACGUCCUGGGGGUGAUGCCACAGUGACCAUCGCCCACAGGUGUACACCGAGGGAACAGCUGAAGGAGCUAACAAGCCUGGCUGACAUCAUUAUUGCAGCUGCAGGUGUUCCCGGGCUGAUCACAGCAGAUAUGGUGAAAGAGGGCGCAGCAGUCAUCGAUGUGGGCAUUAACCGCAUCCAGGACCCGAAUACAGGGAAACUGCGGCUCAUCGGUGACGUGGACUUUGAGGGAGUGAAGGAGAAGGCAGGUUUCAUCACACCUGUUCCCGGAGGUGUGGGUCCGAUGACAGUCGCCAUGCUGAUGAAGAACACUGUGACUGCUGCCAGAAACGCACUGAUGCAUUAACAUAUUCACAGACACACUAUAAAGGCAUUCAUUUUAAUGAAUGAUAUACAGUACAUACAGUAUAGGCAUAUAUAUACAUACAGCACAUACAUCAGUUUGUUACAUAUACAUACAGACAUAUACACACACACUUUUAUUUAAAACUCCAUGAGCUGAAGACUCCAUACCUGCUGGGAAACUUACAUGUAUGUUUAUAUUGUGAAUUUGUUUGUUUGUUUAUUUCUGUUAUUUAUUUCAAAGUUCACUUUUUAAAAAUUUAGAUUAAUAUUUUUUCUACUGAAGUCAUUUUGGUUCACUUUUGAACAUUCCAGAUUAACUGGAAACAGAUAAUUAAAUAAAAAACAAUGCUGUGCCAAUA